GGCAACAUUUCCUACUUAGCUUGCACACUUCAGACAAGCCAAACCUGCAUUGCUUUGCCCAUAUGGUGGAUUCCUAACUGAAGAAUGUCAGAGAUUGUCAAGCCACUAACAUCGUUUUUCAUUAAGGACAUCCUGUCCAUUAAAGAAAAAAAAACUCAACAUUUCAGGUGCUACACCUCAAACAAGUCCAAGGAGGGACACGCACAAUGGAAUAACCAACAGCCCAAUAAAGCAUCACAUACGGAGGAACUUUUGCCACAGGAUACAACAUUUAGUGAGCAGAAAGACUCCAUUGACUGCUCUUGUUCCAGCACCCCAGGUGCCAUGAGAAGUUUUACAUCAGUCAGAAAACAAAAGCGCUCACGAGCUGCUUUUACACACAUGCAAGUGCUAGAACUGGAGAAGAAAUUUAACCACCAGAAGUACCUGUCCGCUCCUGAAAGAGCCCAUCUUGCCAACACAUUGAGACUGACAGAGACUCAAGUGAAAAUCUGGUUUCAGAACAGAAGAUAUAAAACCAAACGGAAGAAGUAUGCCACAGAGUACUCUCAGGACAACUUUCAAAAGUCAGAAGGACUAAGUACAGAGGGUGAAUUAGUUAGAGCUUCUCUUCUCAACACAUUCUACAAAUCAUAUCAACACUUAACAUAUGUGUAUGACUUCAAUAGCACAUGGAGACCAACACUCUGAACAUUACAUAUUCAGUACUGGACAAUUUUUAUGUAAAGAUGGAAUUUGAUCUAUUCAGCACAGUAAGCCAACCUACUUCAGUCAUAAACUGUCCUUUUUUUUAUUUGUAGCCGCUAUGAGUAUGUAAAAAUGGGGGGAAGAUUCCUUCACUUUGUUACUUGCAUUUCUUGAAGAUUUUUCUAUCUGAAGUUGCAACAAAAUAAAGAGUGACUUUUAAAUUUAAAGUAAUUGAAAGUAUAUUGCAGUGUCAAGGUAUUUGCCAGCUGUAGUUAAAUCUUGCUAAAUGUCUCAUAACCCAUGAAGUUCACCAAAUAAUAUAGACAGUGCAAAUAUUUUCAUUACUAAGAGUAGUUAUGGUUACAAAAAAAGGCAAAGCGUUUACUCAAGUUAACCUUUUCUGCAAGUGAGUACACGUUUUUGCUCAGUGAAAACAAAAGCUCCAUUCUGAAGAAUACAAGAAUUACAAGUAUAAAAUGUGCAUGGCUGGUUGGGACAGGAAAGUGAGACAACAUUUACUACGCCUUUAAAAACUACCUGGAGAAGCCAUUGGUGUUGUUAUAUACAAAAUGUAUAUUUAUACAUACAGGAAAGAUUGCUUGAAAUUAUGGUCUAGACCAUGGUUUGGUUGUGAGCUACUGGAAGUUUUCGAUUAACUUGUUGGAGACAUCUUGUAUUCAGUAAUUGUUUUGAGAGAAACAAUUGUACCUGUAGUUAAACUCUGAAAAAACUAGCAAAUUACAUGAUCAGAUAAGAGUUUGGCUGGGAUUUAAAAAAAAGAUGAGGGUCAUCUUUAAACAACAAUGCUUGGCUUCUUUAACAGAUAAAGAACCCCUAUCAAUUCACAUAAACCAAGGCUUGUUUCAAAAUCAAGAUGUUUUAAAUGACCCUACUGAAGCCCUAUUUCACUCUCCUUACUCUUCCUGGGGUAAGAGUAAGGUUUAAAUAGUAAAAGUAUUAAAAGUUUAAAUUCAAUUAAAUAUGUUCACUAUUUGAGUUCCUCCAAGCAUCCUUAUAAGUCUGACAACAUAUAGAAACAGGGGUCUAUGUCGGAUCCAAAGUUAGUGUUUUAACCUUAAAAGCCAUCAAAUGUGAUGUUUUCCUCAGUACGGCCCAUUGACAAAUAAGUAAAACAUAGUUAAAUGAUAACUAGCAAAUAUAUUUACAAAAGGUUAAACGGUUCAAGAGAUAGAGUUUUAGAGUUAACUGCAUCCAAAUUCAGUGUAGAUUCCCCUGAGGAAAAGUGGCAAGGGAGAAUGCUUAGGGGGUAAAACGUGGUGAAUUCGUCUAGAGGGUGAAUUUAAUUGUAUGCAUUUACUUAUCAAAUAUAUGCUUUCUAAUACAACAUAAAAGUCUCUGUUGGAAUGGAAUAUAUAGAACUGAAUAAGACUUGUGAGUCAGAGCUGUAUAGUAAAUACACUUACAGGUAAAUUGGCAGACUGGCCCUUCGCUCAGGUCAGACCAAAUAACACCAUUUACCUGUGACUGUAUUCAGAACACAAUACUGCCUCUUGUUCGUUAUUGCUCAAUAACGUAAUUGUUUCCAGGUCUUAUAAUGUGAGUCUUCAGAAUCAGCUAAAGGGUCAAAGUGUUUAGACUGACUGUUUUGACCAACAGAAUUCCCACAAGUUUAGUUGAGUAUGUGACACUGCAUGGCAGACAGUAGGGAAGCAAGUAUACUGGCUGUCAUCUGGCACAAAGUACACACUUCAACCAUGAAGCAUCAAGUAAUGGCAUUCUUUGACUGAUCUUUCAGCACAACAAAGACCACAAUAAAGGUUAAAGUCAAAACAAGAGUUCUGGCAAAUCUGUACUUCUGGUUUGCAUUUUAAAGGAGGCCACAUAAAAUACGGAUUUGUUUAAAAUAUAGAGGAAAUAUACAUUCCUUUUCCUUGUAUUAAUGUUUCUUUGUGUUCAUGUUGUGUAGUUUUUUUCU
Molecule: messenger RNA, 2623 nt
Organism: Esox lucius (northern pike)
Lineage: Eukaryota; Metazoa; Chordata; Actinopteri; Esociformes; Esocidae
Gene: nkx3-1
Product: NK3 homeobox 1
Exons: 2
Coding region: 85-690 (201 amino acids)
Biological process (GO): regulation of transcription by RNA polymerase II; cell differentiation
Cellular component (GO): nucleus
Molecular function (GO): DNA-binding transcription factor activity, RNA polymerase II-specific; RNA polymerase II cis-regulatory region sequence-specific DNA binding
Source: RefSeq, a predicted model, not a curated record